This is a messenger RNA of Armigeres subalbatus, 1767 nucleotides long. It is a transcript of the gene nSMase, whose product is annotated as putative neutral sphingomyelinase. The record is from RefSeq and is a predicted model, not a curated record. The coding region runs from base 234 to 1496 and encodes 420 amino acids. Gene Ontology annotation, molecular function: sphingomyelin phosphodiesterase activity. The transcript has 5 exons. NCBI's taxonomy places the organism in Eukaryota, Metazoa, Arthropoda, Insecta, Diptera, Culicidae.
GGCCACUGACUGCCGUUCCGACUGUUCCGACUUUCAAACUGUCAAUCAGCAGUGUGCUGUCUGUCCAACUCGAGCUGGGGGAAAACAAAAACAACUUCAGUCGUGUACUGUUUUCGUCUACGACGAUCGAUUGGUCGAUCGUGUGAUUACGGUUUCCGAUUAGUUCAGAGCCAAUAGUAGAUGUUUAGCAAUUAGAAAUAAUUGAUACUUCACCGCCGAGCAACGAUGUGGCAAUGGCUUUAGAAUUGAGCGUAUUAACUCUGAAUAUUUGGGGAAUCCCAUACGUGUCAAAGGACCGUCCCGUGCGAGUAGAGGCCAUCGGAGAUGUGUUGGCCAGCGGUAACUAUGAUAUCGUAUCGCUGCAGGAGGUUUGGUCCGAUAGUGAUUAUCAGUAUUUGAAGAAGCGUGUCGAAGGUGUUCUUCCAUUUGCUCAUUAUUUUUACAGCGGGGUAGUCGGGUCCGGUUUGGCAUUGUUCUCCAAAUAUCCGAUCGUGUCAGCAUUGUUUCAUGCGUGGUCGGUCAACGGGUACGUGCAUCGCAUUCAGCAUGGUGAUUGGUUCGGUGGAAAGGGAGUAGGUUUCGCAAAGAUAGCCGUCAACGAUCAGUUGGUGAAUGUGUAUGCUGCACAUUUGCACGCCGAGUACGACAGAAAAUGUGACGACUAUAUGGCCCAUCGAGUGAUCCAAGCGUUCGAUACCGCUCAGUUCAUUGAAAGCACCCGGGGCAAUGCCGUUCUGCAAAUACUGGCCGGGGAUUUGAACACCGAACCGGGUGAUCUGGCCUAUCGAGUGCUUCAAACCAAUUCCAAACUAACCGAUACGGUCGACAAGAAAAUGUAUGCCACCGGCAACCUGGGCACGAACGAAAUCGGCAGCAACUGUUACACCGAUCCGGAAGCGGCCAAAACGUGUCCUCAGGGAAAACGAAUCGACUAUAUUAUGUACCGAUUUGGCGAUCAUUCCGAGGGCCGUCUGCUGGAACAUCGUCUUCCACUGCCGGACCGUAUUCCUGGGAAGGAUAUCAGCUACUCCGAUCAUGAGGCGGUAUACGCCAAGAUCAUCUUGAAAAAGGCGAGCUCUUCGGCCAUUCAGCAUCUGAUGGCAUGUGGCAGCGGCGAAGGGCACGGGAAAUGCGAGAAUAACGAUCAGGAAGCGGUUCUGGCGCUGAGGGAAAGUGUCGUUAUUUGUAAUGAAAGCUUGAAACAGUUGGAAUCGCACAGGCGUAGCUACACGCUGAUGGCGAUUGGAGUGAUCAUCGUUUUGCUCAACAUGCUCGAACUGGAAGCUCCCUAUGGUCUGAAGAGUGCGUAUUUACUGCUGAAGUUCCUGCUGUGUGGGUUCGUCAUUUUCUUCAUAUUUAUGGCAACCAUUUGGAAUGUGAUGGAGAAGCAUGGGAUUCUGGCCGGGAAGCUAUCGAUGGAGAUUGCACUGAAAGGUUUUAAAGAUCUGGGAUUGACCGGACUCCGGGGAACUGGUGCGGAUAUUGCUCAUAAUUGAUGUAUUAGCGAGAGAUCGUAAUCAUUACAAGGGACAAAGUAGUAUUUCAAAUGUAGAAUAUUGCAUUUGAUUUUUUAGCAGUGGUUUUGAAUCAUUUUUGUAUGCUUGUAGGGUAUUUAUUUAAAUUAACUUUACACUGUUCUAUUAGAAAUAUAUUACGAGCUAAAUUCCGUCUUCGAAAGACCUAAUUGAAUCUUAAACCUGAUACGUAUCAUUGCUCUAAUCAUGCCCUGAAAAUUUUAAUGUUGUGGGAAUAAACAGUCGAAAUAGA